Molecule: messenger RNA, 2883 nt
Organism: Closterium sp. NIES-67
Lineage: Eukaryota; Viridiplantae; Streptophyta; Zygnematophyceae; Desmidiales; Closteriaceae
Source: the annotation of a GenBank genome assembly
ACCCGCGCUCCCUUUUGACCCCCCUCACCCGCGCUCCCUUUUGACCCCCCUCACCCGCGCUCCCUUUUGACCCCCCUCACCCGCUCUCCCUUUUGACCCCCCUCACCCGCUCUCCCUUUUGACCCCCCUCACCCGCGCUCCCUUUUGACCCCCCUCACCCGCUCUCCCUUUUGACCCCCCUCACCCGCUCUCCCUUUUGACCCCCCUCACCCGCUCUCCCUUUUGACCCCCCUCACCCGCUCUCCCUUUUGACCCCCCUCACCCGCUCUCCCUUUUGACCCCCCUCACCCGCUCUCCCUUUUGACCCCCCUCACCCGCGCUCCCUUUUGACCCCCCUCACCCGCUCUCCCUUUUGACCCCCCUCACCUGCUCUCCCUUUUGACCCCCCUCACCCGCUCUCCCUUUUGACCCCCCUCACCCGCGCUCCCUUUUGACCCCCCUCACCCGCGCUCCCUUUUGACCCCCCUCACCCGCGCUCCCUUUUGACCCCCCUCACCCGCGCUCCCUUUUGACCCCCCUCACCCGCUCUCCCUUUUGACCCCCCUCACCCGCUCUCCCUUUUGACCCCCCUCACCCGCUCUCCCUUUUGACCCCCCUCACCCGCGCUCCCUUUUGACCCCCCUCACCCGCUCUCCCUUUUGACCCCCCUCACCCGCUCUCCCUUUUGACCCCCCUCACCCGCUCUCCCUUUUGACCCCCCUCACCCGCUCUCCCUUUUGACCCCCCUCACCCGCUCUCCCUUUUGACCCCCCUCACCCGCUCUCCCGUUUGAAACAACAUGUGUGCCCAGGUCCUCGGCGUGUACGACUACAGAGGCAUCAACCCCAUGCCCCCCGAAAUGUGGCUUCUGCCAUACUUCCUGCCCAUGCACCCUGGUCGCAUGUGGUGCCACUGCCGCAUGGUGUACCUCCCCAUGUGCUACAUCUACGGCUUGAGAAUUCAUGGACCAACCGACACUCCCCUCAUUGCGGCUCUUAGAGAGGAGAUCCAUAACGAGCCGUAUGACUCCAUCAACUGGAAUAACAUGCGGCGGAGAUGUGCCAAGGAGGACCUGUACUUCCCGCACCCAUUCGUCCAAGACUGCCUAUGGGAUGCCCUCUACCACGUGGCUGAGCCCGUGUUCAAUAAGCUGCCGCCGGGGAAGCUUAUAAGGAGGAUGGCGCUUAGGGAGGCGAUGAAGCAUAUACACUACGAGGAUGAGAACACUCGCUAUGUCUGCAUCGGGCCUGUUAAUAAGGUGAUUAACAUGCUGUGCUGCUGGGUGGAGGACCCCAACAGCGAGGCCUUCAAGAAGCACCUCCCACGAGUGGCGGAUUACCUCUGGGUGGCGGAGGACGGCAUGAAGAUGCAGGGCUACAACGGCAGCCAGCUGUGGGACACGGCCUUUGCAGUGCAGGCGCUGCAUGCUGCUGGCAUGAUGGAUGAGACUCACCGCGCGCUCAAGCUCGCACACUCGUACCUCGAGCGCUCCCAGGUGCAAGAGGACUGCCCCGGCAAGCUGGCAGCGUGGUACCGCCACAUCUCCAGGGGCGCCUGGCCCUUCUCCACUCGCGACCACGGCUGGCCCAUCAGCGACUGCUCGUCAGAGGGGCUUAAGGCAUCUCUCAUAUUGGAAGCUCUCCCUCCCCACCUGGUGGGCGAGGCCAUUUCCGAGCGCCGCCUAAGUGAUUGUGUGGACGUCAUUCUGUCGUACCAGAACAAGGAUGGCGGCAUGGCCACAUAUGAGAACACCCGCUCGUACCCAUGGCUUGAGAUCCUUAAUCCAUCUGAGACUUUUGGAAACAUCAUUAUCGACUACUCCUACGUGGAGUGCACAUCCGCCUCCAUCCAGGCUCUCACAGCGUUCACGAGAGUGCACCCAGAGUACCGGGCGGAUGACAUAGAGCAGGCCAUCUGGAAGGCGAGGGGGUUUCUGGUGGACAUUCAGAGGGACGACGGGUCGUGGUACGGCAGCUGGGGCGUGUGCUUCACGUACGGCACAUGGUUCGGCAUCUCAGGGCUGAUAGCAGCAGGGGCACACUACGAGUCGUCCAAUGCCGUGAGGAAGGCGGUUCGGUUUCUGCUGGAGAAGCAGCUUCCUGAAGGAGGGUGGGGAGAAAGCUAUCUGUCGAGCCAAGACAAGAAAUACGUCAACCUCCCAGGCGACCGCCCUCACCUGGUGAACACAGCCUGGGCCAUGCUGGCACUGAUGGAAGCAGAGCAGCACCUCCGAGACCCCGCCCCUCUGCACGCGGCGGCACGAGUUUUGAUCAAUGGGCAGAUGGAGAAUGGAGACUUCCCACAGGAGGAGAUCAUUGGAGUGUUCAAUGGCAACUGCAUGAUAAGCUACUCUGCUUAUCGCAACAUCUUCCCCAUAUGGGCGCUUGGAGUGUACCGCAGCAAAGUGCUCAAGCAAGCACUCAUGGCCUAAUUGUGUGGGAAGGGUUGGCUUCCAACCAUCUAACAGUGCCCCAUCGUGUUCCCCAUAGUGUACCGACGCAUAGUGCUCAAGCAAACACUUAGGGCCUGAUAGUGGGGUGAGGGUAUGUGGCUUGGCUUGGCUUCCCCCUUAACAGCAUCUUCCCCAUCUGGGCCGUUGGAGUGUACAGUACCACAGCUGAUUUCUGAAGCACCCAAUCAUGGCCCGAUUGCGGGUUGAAGAUAGCAGUGUGCGGAGAGUGUGGCUCUCCCCUUCCCUCCAUCUUCCCCAUCUGGGCCCUUGGAUUGGAAUGUACCACAUCGAAAGUGCUCAAGUGACCAAUCGUGGUGAGGCAGAGGGAAGGUUCUAUCAGAAAGAGAGAAUGACUAGAAUAAGAAGAUACAGGGCAAUAUAGACUAGUGUGCUGUACCCUCUUAGGCACAAACCUGUAUAGUCUACAGUAACAAUAUAAGUUCUGUUUGACA